AUGAGCGAGACACAUUUUCAGAAAGCGAAUUCGGCAAAUGACCGAGAACUUGAGGAGGAGGUGAAACAACUCACAAACAUGGAUGUGAUUCUUGAAGAAACUCGCUUUACGGGGAGAUAUGUGAAUUCUGAUACAGCCUAUGCAAUUCUCAUAGACGAGAGUGGUGGAAAGGGGGCAGUUCAUACUCAAGUCGGCACUGGCAAGGUGGAAAUUCUUCCGACUGGACCAAAUUCGGGCAACGGAUUUCGAAUCUUGAUUUUGGAUGAAGGCAGAACCUGCUUGAUCUUAGGCCAGCCGUCAAUUCGAUGUUUCCAAGUUCGCCGCGCUUGA
Messenger RNA from Talaromyces marneffei, 330 nucleotides. RefSeq lists its product as uncharacterized. Lineage: Eukaryota; Fungi; Ascomycota; Eurotiomycetes; Eurotiales; Trichocomaceae. The record is from RefSeq and is a predicted model, not a curated record. The transcript has 2 exons. Bases 1 to 330 code for a protein of 109 amino acids.